This is a messenger RNA of Lepisosteus oculatus (spotted gar), 1479 nucleotides long. RefSeq names its product PI-PLC X domain-containing protein 1. The record is from RefSeq and is a predicted model, not a curated record. Gene Ontology annotation, biological process: lipid metabolic process. Gene Ontology annotation, molecular function: phosphoric diester hydrolase activity. NCBI's taxonomy places the organism in Eukaryota, Metazoa, Chordata, Actinopteri, Semionotiformes, Lepisosteidae.
AAAAAACAUCACAGCAGGAAAUAGAGCAGAAGGCUGCGCGUUUUGUAACUAUAACAAUACUGUAGCUGAAACAGAACAUUUCUCAUUAUGUGAGGUUAUCUACACCAUCUUAUGAUUCAUCGAGCAUUCAGUGUGCACGAAAUUUCAGUAGAGUGUCCGCCACCGAAGAAUGGCUCGUCUCUCAAAGGAACAUGAUUACCAGGACUGGAUGUCUCAGCUCCCUGAGAUUCUUUGGGACAGACCUUUGUGGUGCCUCGCAAUCCCAGGAAGUCAUGACUCUAUGAGUUACUGUUUGGACAUAAACUCACCUUUAGUCUCAUCUGAGUCGAAUGCAUUGAGGAUUGUGGACCGUGUCUUGCCCUGUGUCACACGGCCAGUUAUUUAUAAAUGGGCAAAAACACAGGAGGAAAACAUUCUGGAACAGCUGAAUGCUGGGAUUCGAUAUUUCGAUCUUAGAAUUGCUCACAAACCUCAAGAUCCUUCAGAUGAUCUUUAUUACACACACGUGAUUUACACCACUAUGACAGUGCGGGAGACUUUACAGGACAUUGCUCAGUGGCUCAAAUUUCAUCCCAAGGAAAUUGUCUUUUUGGCAUGUAGCCAUUUUGAAGGGCUGAAUGAAGACUGUCAUGAGAGACUUGUUCUUUCUUUGAAGCAUAUUUUUGGCUCCAAAUUAUGUCCAUUCAUGGAAACGCCAACACUGAGGAGGUUGUGGGAGUCGGGCUACCAGGUGAUUGUUUCAUAUGAAGACCAAACAGCUGAGAAGCAUCACGAUCUGUGGCCUGCAAUCCCCUACUGGUGGGCCAACCAAGCCAGCGCAGAGGGUGUGGUUGAGUACCUGGACAAACGGAAACACACAGGAAGCCCAGGGAGGUUUUCUGUGGCUGGGCUGAACCUGACAGCAAGCACGCAGUUCAUCGUGCUUCACCCCAGGCAGUCCAUACAGACUCUGACGUUGCAGAACUAUGGCUGUCUGGCAGCCUGGCUCCGGGAGCAGACCCCUGGCGGAGACACAGGCAGCCUGAACAUCAUUGCGGGCGAUUUCAUCGGGCCGUGUCAGUUCUGCUCGAUCGUCAUCUCCCUGAACAUGAAGCUUGUACAGCUCACUUGAUCACAUGCUGUGACUCUGAAACUUCACGUUGACUUUUUCAUGAUACCUUUUAUGUUGAGUUUUUCCCAUCCCACCAAAAGGUAAGCAGCUUCAUUACAUUCUACAGUUCGUAGUAAUGUUACGAUUAUUUUGUUCAGUAAAAGAAAGGUAAAAAUAAGUGUAUACGGUCCUAUUUUCCAAGGCCGGUCUGUCAUUGUUAAAGAGUAACAAAGGAGAAUUUGUUUUGGGAUUGGAUUUCAUGGACAUUGUUUUAAACCAGAAAGUACACUUUAAAAAAAAGAUAUAUGAAAAUAAGCAAUAUUAAAAAUGCUUAUUUUAUGUUAUCUACAUAAUAUGUGUAAAGGGUAUGUAGAAAUAGAUAUGUAAAG